UCUUAUGGAUCCUCUUGUGACUCUAUUUGGUAGCAUCCAUGAAAAGCUCCCUGAUACAGGAAGUAUGAGAAGCAUGCUAUUCCCCAAUUUCGGCAGCAUGAUCAGCACCAUGGAUCCUCACAUCAAAGAUGAUCACUGGGAUGAGGAGAGUCUGCAGAGAGAAGGUGACCGUUAUCCUUCAGAUGGUAGCGGUGCAGACUCUGAUGACAAUCUACAAAGUCCAUUGAUAUCACGUCAAACAACCGCCGUAGAAAACAUGGUCCCUCCUCCCCAUGGCAGCACUCUGAGCGUGAGACGGCAUAGCAGCCUCAUGCAAGGCAAUGCUGGAGAAGGGGUAGGCAGCAUGGGAAUUGGUGGCGGUUGGCAGUUGGCAUGGAAAUGGUCUGAGAGGGAAGGUGAAGAUGGAAGUAAGGAAGGAGGUUUCAAAAGGAUAUAUUUGCAUCAGGAGGGUGUCCCUGGCUCUCGGCGUGGGUCACUUGUUUCAGUUCCUGGUGGUGAUAUUCCUGAAGAUGGUGAAUUCAUACAGGCUGCUGCUUUGGUAAGUCAGCCUGCACUUUACUCCAAGGAACUUAUGGGUCAGCAUCCCGUUGGACCAGCGAUGGUCCAUCCAUCUGAAACUGCGUCAAAAGGUCCCAGUUGGGCUGCUCUUCUCGAACCAGGAGUCAAAAGUGCGCUCAUUGUUGGAAUUGGAAUUCAAAUAUUGCAACAGGGACACUGCGUUUCAUGCUCGAAGGUACCAAUAGACAGGUUGAAAGUCCUCCUAGUAGGAUAUCAGCUCAGCGGAAGGUGUUGGUGCACUCCACUUGCUCCAGAGUUGCUUAUCUGGUCAGUAUGAUUUGGACAUG
Nicotiana tabacum (common tobacco) is the source of this 845-nucleotide messenger RNA. NCBI's taxonomy places the organism in Eukaryota, Viridiplantae, Streptophyta, Magnoliopsida, Solanales, Solanaceae. The record is from RefSeq and is a predicted model, not a curated record.